Opisthocomus hoazin is the source of this 1620-nucleotide messenger RNA. RefSeq names its product potassium voltage-gated channel modifier subfamily V member 2 (gene KCNV2). The record is from RefSeq and is a predicted model, not a curated record. Lineage: Eukaryota; Metazoa; Chordata; Aves; Opisthocomiformes; Opisthocomidae. Gene Ontology annotation, biological process: protein homooligomerization; action potential; potassium ion transmembrane transport. Gene Ontology annotation, cellular component: voltage-gated potassium channel complex; membrane. Gene Ontology annotation, molecular function: voltage-gated potassium channel activity.
AUGUUGCAGUUGAACAUGCGGCGACAGUUUCCUUUUCUAAAACACAAAGGCAGAGAGAGGGAAGCACCAAAUGCUCUCCUGCAGCCCGACAAGGGGAAGGAUAACGAAAGCAUGCAUGUAGACAAGCAGAGUGGCUUUUCUGCUACCGCUCCAUUGAACUCCCAGCCCCUGCUGCUCCUGGGACCUGAGGGGAAUUACAACUAUUAUGUGGAUGAUGAAGACGAGGAAGAGGAAGAGAAAGAACAAGGAAAAUGGCCAAGCGGAGACACAUUCGGGGGAGAAAACAAGCCCUCGUCAUCCAUUCCUUGCUCCCCUGCUCUUUCCUCUGGAGCCCCGGCGAAGGCUUCCACUUCAUCUGUGCUGAACAUCAACGUUGGCGGCCAAAGCUAUCGCCUCACCUACCAGGCGGUGGCCAUCUAUACCCAGACCCGCCUGGGCCGCCUGGAUGACUACGCUGCCCAGGUAGAUGAGUAUUUCUUUGACCGGGACCCGGCAGUCUUCCAGUUGGUCUACAACUUCUAUGCCUCAGGGGUGCUGCGCGUGCGGGACGAGCUGUGUCCCCGCAGCUUCCUGGAGGAGCUCAGCUACUGGGGUGUGCGGCUGAAAUACACACCUCGCUGUUGCCGCAUCUGCUUCGAGGAGCGCCGUGAUGAGCUGAGUGAGCAGCUGAAGGUCCAGCGCGAGCUGCGCUCCCAGGCAGAGGCUCAGGAGAAUGAGCAGCUCUUCCACCACAUGCGCUAUUAUGGUCCCCAGCGCUGGCGUCUCUGGAACCUCAUGGAGAAGCCCUUCUCCUCUGUUACUGCCAAGGUGAUGGCAGUGGCCUCCAGCUUCUUUGUGCUUAUCUCCGUGGUGGCCCUGGCACUCAACACAGUGGAGGAGAUGCAGCAGGUAGACCGGAAAGCACUGGAGUACCUGCUGCGAUUGGUCUCUACCCCUGACCUGCGCCGCUUUGCCAGCAGCGCCCUCAAUGCAGUAGACCUCAUUGCCAUCCUGCCCCUCUACCUGCAGCUGCUGCUUGAAUGCUUUGCUGAUGACGACCAGCCCCGAGGUCGGGGGUCUCAGCACGAGCACGAUAUUGAGAAGGUGGGACGGGUGGGCAAGGUGGGACAAGUGCUUCGCAUCAUGCGCCUCAUGCGCAUCUUCCGCAUUCUCAAACUGGCCCGUCACUCCACAGGGCUGCGUGCCUUCGGCUUUACCUUGCGCCAGUGCUACCAGCAGGUGGGCUGCCUUUUGCUCUUCAUUGCCAUGGGCAUCUUCGCCUUCUCUGCCAUGGUCUACACAGUGGAGCAUGAUGUCUCCAGUACCAACUUCACCAGCAUCCCCCAUGCUUGGUGGUGGGCUGCCGUCAGCAUCUCUACAGUGGGAUACGGAGACAUGUGUCCAGAAACUCACCUUGGCCGCCUGUUUGCUUUCCUCUGCAUUGCGUUUGGAAUAAUCCUGAAUGGCAUGCCCAUCUCCAUUCUCUACAACAAAUUUUCAGACUAUUACAGCAAGCUAAAGGCCUACGAGUACACGGCUCUCAAGAAAGAAAGAGGGAAGGUGGAUUUCACACGCAGAGCCAUGAAGAAAAUAUCUGAAUGCUGUGGAGAAGGUGCAACCCACCCUUUGUCACAGCACUGA